Molecule: messenger RNA, 4279 nt
Organism: Callithrix jacchus (white-tufted-ear marmoset)
Lineage: Eukaryota; Metazoa; Chordata; Mammalia; Primates; Cebidae
Gene: GABRG2
Product: gamma-aminobutyric acid type A receptor subunit gamma2
Biological process (GO): gamma-aminobutyric acid signaling pathway; chloride transport; monoatomic ion transmembrane transport
Cellular component (GO): membrane
Molecular function (GO): GABA-A receptor activity; extracellular ligand-gated monoatomic ion channel activity
Source: RefSeq, a predicted model, not a curated record
UAGUUUCUGGGCUUGCUAAAGCAUCUCUUGUCCCCAUGAAUGCCAGUCCCCGCAUGCUUGUGUGUGCAGUAAAGGGUUAAAAAGCUUUGGAAAGACAACACGCAUGUGUUAAUUCGUGCUGCAGCAGCGUGCAUCACUUCCACUUUGACCUCAUAGUUAAUCGGCGUGAUAGUUAAUCACGCAGAGUCUUUAAUGAUUUUUUCCUGCUUAUUUUAAAUACGCGCACACGCACAGGGAACUGCCCCCUCUAAAAGGAAAAACAAUCAUAACAAACAGCUAGAUAAACCCAAAGCGAUGGACCUGGGGGAGAACGUGUAUGUGUGAGGGGUAUGAGUAUACAGGAGUGUGCGCGUCUUUCCCUCUCCCUUAUUUGUCUCCGUGUGAGUCUCUCCCUGUACCCUCCCCCUGCCUCGAUGAUAUUACUCCCCCAGACUUGGAAGCCGCUGCCAGAGUGACGCUUUGAUGGCAUCUGCAAGCGUUUGUGCUGAUCUUAUCUCUGCCCCCUGAAUAUUAAUUCCCAAAGCUGGUAGCAAUCCAUCUCCCCAGUGACGGGACCUACUAGAAGCAGAUGGGGGGAGCCACCAUCAGAUCAUAAGCAUAAGAAUAAUACAAAGGGGAGGGAUUCUUCUGCAACCAAGAGGCAAGAGGCGAGAGGAGAAAAAAAAAAAAGCGAUGAGUUCGCCAAAUAUAUGGAGCACAGGAAGCUCAGUCUACUCGACUCCUGUAUUUUCACAGAAAAUGACGGUGUGGAUUCUGCUCCUGCUGUCGCUAUAUCCUGGCUUCACUAGCCAGAAAUCUGAUGAUGACUACGAAGAUUAUGCUUCUAACAAAACAUGGGUGUUGACUCCAAAAGUUCCUGAGGGUGAUGUCACUGUCAUCUUAAACAACCUGCUGGAAGGAUAUGACAAUAAACUUCGGCCUGAUAUAGGAGUGAAACCAACAUUAAUUCACACAGACAUGUAUGUGAAUAGCAUUGGUCCAGUGAAUGCUAUCAAUAUGGAAUACACUAUUGAUAUAUUUUUUGCACAAACGUGGUAUGACAGACGUUUGAAAUUUAACAGCACCAUUAAAGUUCUCCGAUUGAACAGCAACAUGGUAGGGAAAAUCUGGAUUCCAGACACUUUCUUCAGAAACUCCAAAAAGGCUGAUGCCCACUGGAUCACCACCCCCAACAGGAUGCUGAGAAUUUGGAAUGAUGGUCGAGUGCUCUACACCCUAAGGUUGACAAUUGAUGCUGAGUGCCAAUUACAAUUGCACAACUUUCCAAUGGAUGAACACUCCUGCCCCUUGGAGUUCUCCAGUUAUGGCUAUCCACGAGAAGAAAUUGUUUAUCAAUGGAAGCGAAGUUCUGUUGAAGUAGGUGACACAAGAUCCUGGAGGCUUUAUCAAUUUUCUUUUGUUGGUCUAAGAAAUACGACUGAAGUAGUGAAGACAACUUCUGGAGAUUAUGUGGUCAUGUGUGUCUACUUUGAUCUGAGCAGAAGAAUGGGAUACUUUACCAUCCAGACCUAUAUCCCCUGCACACUCAUUGUCGUCCUAUCCUGGGUGUCUUUCUGGAUCAAUAAAGAUGCUGUUCCAGCCAGAACAUCUUUAGGUAUCACCACUGUCCUGACAAUGACCACCCUCAGCACCAUUGCCCGGAAAUCACUCCCCAAAGUCUCCUAUGUCACAGCGAUGGAUCUCUUUGUAUCUGUUUGUUUCAUCUUUGUCUUCUCUGCUUUGGUGGAGUAUGGCACCUUGCAUUAUUUUGUCAGCAACCGGAAACCAAGCAAGGAUAAAGAUAAAAAGAAGAAAAAUCCUCUUCUUCGGAUGUUUUCCUUCAAGGCCCCUACCAUUGAUAUCCGCCCAAGGUCAGCAACAAUUCAAAUGAACAAUGCUACACACCUUCAAGAGAGAGAUGAAGAGUAUGGCUAUGAGUGUCUGGAUGGCAAGGACUGUGCCAGUUUUUUCUGCUGUUUCGAAGAUUGUCGAACAGGAGCUUGGAGACAUGGGAGGAUACAUAUUCGCAUUGCCAAAAUGGACUCCUAUGCUCGGAUCUUCUUCCCCACUGCCUUCUGCCUGUUUAAUCUGGUUUAUUGGGUCUCCUACCUCUACCUGUGAAGAGGUAUGGGUUUUAUUGAUAUGGGUCUUAUUCACUGAGUCUCAUGGAGAGAUGUCUGUUCUAAGUCCACUUAAAUAAUCCUCUAUGUGGUUGAUAAUGAUCUGAAUUUGUUUCUAUGUCCAAACCUGGUAAAUUUUAUAAUGUCAUAUUGUUUGUGCCCAACCCUCCUUUGGUUCAUGUACUUUGAACUUCGAUGUUUGCUGCGUUUCAAACCUGCAAGGCAAAGUAAAAUUACAGCAAGAACAUUCAAACCAAAUAAGAUAUUUUUCAGCUACAGCAACUGAAACAGUGAAAGCCCUGACUAUUUACAGUGGUGGUAUCCUUACUAGACAAGUAAUGCAAUUAGAUAGAAAAGGUCCAAAACUGUACCCUGUGUUCAUUUAGGGUCAAGUUGUCAUACAUUUGAUCCCAAGAGAAUACCUCCCUCAUUUGAGAAAAAUCACAACUCACUCUAAAUAUGAAAGACUAGUCCAGAGAUCUAUUAUGCCUUUAUCUCAAGAGAGACAGAAAAUUUACUCCACAUUCAUGUACAAUGAUGUAAAUAUUUCAAUAACCUAGAAUGCUUCAAGUUUAGUGCAUGCAUCUUUAGAUCCCAAAUAAAUGGAUUGAAGUUAUCAUCCUAUUGUCUUUUAUUUUGUGUCCUUGGGCUAUAAAAGAAUCCUGAAUGCAAUUAUAAGGAUUUGGGUUUGGAAAUGGAGGGAGGAAUUUCCAUUGCCUUCUCCCUCAUGCAUGAAGAUUCGAACAGCUUAUUUUUUUCCUUGUAUGACAUAUUACAACACUUUAAGUAAAAUAUAGAUGGAAUAAUCAACAUUUGCCACCUCUAAAUAUGCCCAAUUUCAUAACUAGAGUAUAAGUAAUUGUAUGUGCUUGCCGCUAUUUUUUUCUUUUUUUUAGGAUGAUAGAUCAUAACAGAACUUAUUCUCCAUCUCAAGAUCUGCUUCUAGUGAUUGUGAGUGCCUUGUGGGCAGAAUCCUUGUCAUUUCCUCUUUGGGUCCAUAGCACCUUGCAUAGUGCCUGGCACAUAGUUGGUGCUCAAUAAAUAUGGUUUGAAGUGAAUUGCCCUCACAUGCUUCUGACAAAUCUCUGUGCUGGCCUGAAACCAGUGAUUCAUCUUUUCUCAUAGGUGUUGUCAAGUGAUAUUUGAUUUUGUAAAAAUAACCAGAAAGAUCCAAAGAACUUUAGCUAUUUAUGUUCAUCUUCAAAAAUUUAUUUGAGGCAAAGUCCAUACUCUUUUAAAAACAAUAUUUAUGUCCUAUGUUUAUGUAUAGAAAUGACUCUACUAGGGCAUAAUUAGAGUUUGUGUAUUAUUUUUCCAGGUUUGGGGAUGAGUCAGUCCUUACCCAUCCACAAUUUUGUUUGUGAACUUAAAACAGGAAUAAGCAAAAUUCAUACCCGACUAGUGUUCAGAAUGUAGUAUUCUGUGCUCUGUGAAGAAAAAUAAGUACCGAAGAUUAGCUUUUAAAAACUGAAAAAAAAAUGAAUGACUUGCCUAGGCAUAGGUUGCGCCUAUGAUUGUGGUCUCAUUAGAUUAUAUUGUAAUCAAAUAAAGCAGUUUCUCCAGACUUAAAACAUGGUGAGUUGAGCUCUAUCUUCAUGUACUCAUUCUGAAUUUGAAUCCUUAUUUUUCUAAAAUAGCAGCCUUUGUUAAUUAUUUUUAUGGAAAUUAUUGCUCUCUGUUAUAAUUAAAUUAUAGCGAGUGUAACUUUACAGAUAACCUGAAAAGAGUAAAAAGAAAGAGAGAGCAGCUUUGUCAAUAUAAAACCACGUAAAGUCAUCAUCAAGUCAUCUGGAUGAAUCUUGAAACACAUUUAGCUGCCAGUUUUACAAACCUUUAAUAUAUCAGUGCUCCAGUAUAUAACCUCAAACAAAUGUAAAUAGAACGAAUUAUUUUCUUGUUUUGAAUUGUCAAUAUAUAAAAUGUUGACUCUUUGAGAGAGUUGUUGGCAAGUUUCAAUGGUGAGAAACAUGUUAUUGUCAACUUGAAAUGUGGUCCGUCAUGGGGACACUAAAAAAAGCUAGCUUUUCAAUGUGUGCAUAGUAUUGGCAAUAUGAAUAUAUAUUAUAUAUAAUCUAAGGCCUAUUAUAAGCUGCUCCCUGUCUAUGUAUUUGGAAACCUUUUCACAAAGGGAAUUGCCUAACAUGUGGACUUUUACAAUAAAAAUGCUGCAUUCUAAUCCA